UAUCAGCUGUUCUGGUUUUCUUCUAUCUCUCCUGAAAGUUUUCAACUAUUGGAGCUUAUCUAAUUUAAAAAUGCCGACAAAUUUCGCUCCUCCAGUAAAUGUUUCUCCCUUGAUCCGGUUUGGCCGGUAUUCCAUGCUGAUAGCUGGAAUAAGCUAUGGACUUUUCUGGCAAAGUAGGUACACGAAGAAAGAAUUGGGAUUGAAGGAUUUCAAGGCUCGUGAAAAGGCAGCCAGAGAUGAAAGACUUGCCAAAGAAAAAGCUAUACAGAGUGCAGAAAAAGUAUUCGAGGAAAGUGAAAGAUACGGAAAAUUUACUAAAACCAUUGUAGUAGAAAGGAGGAGAGAAGUAAUGGCAAGCCAGAGAAGGAGUAUGAUUAAUGAUAUAAUGAAGAGAAUACGGCCUAAAUAAGAAAGCCGAAAAAUGCGAA
This is a messenger RNA of Nezara viridula (southern green stink bug), 428 nucleotides long. Lineage: Eukaryota; Metazoa; Arthropoda; Insecta; Hemiptera; Pentatomidae. The record is from the annotation of a GenBank genome assembly.